GCGCGCGGGAGGUAUUGUACUUCACCCCGCUUUGUUCCGUCGUCUGCUCACCUGGCCCUAGGUGCGUCCCGGCGGUGCAAUCCGGAGCGGGUGCCAGCCGCCGCCGCCGCCGCCAUGGUGUCCCCGGUCACUGUGGUGAAGAGCGAGGGACCCAAACUGGUACCCUUCUUUAAGGCCACCUGUGUAUAUUUUGUGCUCUGGCUACCCUCAUCCAAUCCGUCGUGGGUCAGUGCCCUUAUCAAGUGCCUACCCAUCUUCUGCCUCUGGCUUUUCCUUCUGGCCCAUGGCUUCCGAUUCCUGCUGGCCCACCCCAGUGCCUCCCUCAUCUUUGUGGGGCUCGUCUUCUCUGCUGUGGGUGAUGCCUUCCUCAUCUGGCAGGACCACGGCUACUUUGAGUAUGGUCUGCUGAUGUUUGCCGUGACACACAUACUCUAUGCUUCGGCCUUUGGCAUGCGGCCACUGGCUCUCCGGACAGGUCUGGUGAUUGCAGUGCUGUCCGGGUUGUGCUAUGCUCUGCUCUACCCAGGACUGUCAGGUGCCUUCACCUACUUGGUAGGGGUCUAUGUGGCCCUCAUCAGCUUCAUGGGCUGGAGAGCUAUGGCAGGGUUGCGACUGGUUGGGGCAGCGUGGCGAUGGACGGAGCUGGCGGCCGGCAGCGGUGCGCUGCUCUUCAUCAUCUCAGACCUGACCAUCGCUCUCAACAAGUUCUGCUUCCCUGUGCCCUACUCUCGGGCACUCAUCAUGUCUACUUACUAUGCUGCUCAGAUGCUCAUUGCCCUGUCAGCUGUCGAGAGUCGGGAGCCGGUGGAAGACUACAGACUGAGCAAGGCCAACUGAAGAAGGGGCUGGGGUCUGCUCACCUGUCUCCUGGGGCUGGAGCCCAGACUCUGGGAGUGUGCAGGAGCUGGAUCAGCCGGCACCUCCUGGGAAAGUGACAGGCGUCGAGGGGUAAGCAGGAAGCACUCCCAGGAAAGCACUCCCAGGAGAACACUGAGAGCUCAAAGAGGCAGCCUCAUACCCUCGCCUAAUUCAGAGCAGACCUCUCAGCGUCCCAUCAGGACUGUCCGAGCCCUCCUGGAAGGCGAUGGUGCUUUUUGACCCCUCAUUUUUUUUUUUCUAGUCGGAAGAAUGUGACUAUCUCUUAUGCCUAGGACCAAUUGCCAAGCUCACCCUCUUCCACCUUUUCUCUCCCAAGAUGACCCAGGACCAGAGCUUGAAGCUCCUUCCCCAGGCUCCCCACUGGGAAGAUUGGUUGAAGGUGGACCUAGUUUUCCUUUGUCUAGCCUUGUUACUUUGCCAGUCUCGGUCUUCAUGUGCUGAGCGGAUGUCUAUGAGGUAGUAAGGGGAGCUUCCUUCACAGGCCAUUCCAGAGCUCAGGCCUCAUGCCAUCACCCUUAGACUCUGUCCCCAGGCUAGGGUGAACCAUGCCAAAGGAAGGGGCUGGUCCCAGCUGUAUGUCUUUGUCCUGCUGUCUGUAAAAGGCUUAAAGGAGUGGGCCUCGGAGAGCUCCUGAGGGGUGCUUAACCUGGCUCAUGGCUGGGGGCCCUCCCCUAGCACACCAUCAGCAAUGCUUUCUUCCUGCCCUGGGAGUAAGUUCUGACAAUUUGGGGUCUCACGACCCGAGGCACAGUCAAUGCAAGGGGAGUAAGGGUGGGGUAACUCCACCCUCUACUGCCCGUAUGAAAAAAUAAAAUUAAAUUAAAACUCAA
Microtus oregoni (creeping vole) is the source of this 1709-nucleotide messenger RNA. RefSeq names its product transmembrane protein 86A (gene Tmem86a). The transcript has 3 exons. Gene Ontology annotation, cellular component: membrane. Lineage: Eukaryota; Metazoa; Chordata; Mammalia; Rodentia; Cricetidae. The coding region runs from base 115 to 837 and encodes 240 amino acids. The record is from RefSeq and is a predicted model, not a curated record.